This is a messenger RNA of Tachysurus fulvidraco (yellow catfish), 2070 nucleotides long. RefSeq names its product capping actin protein of muscle Z-line subunit alpha 1b (gene capza1b). Gene Ontology annotation, cellular component: F-actin capping protein complex; actin cortical patch. Lineage: Eukaryota; Metazoa; Chordata; Actinopteri; Siluriformes; Bagridae. Gene Ontology annotation, biological process: barbed-end actin filament capping; actin cytoskeleton organization. The transcript has 10 exons. Gene Ontology annotation, molecular function: actin filament binding. The coding region runs from base 92 to 952 and encodes 286 amino acids. The record is from RefSeq and is a predicted model, not a curated record.
AAUCAGAAUCUUCUGACCUAUUAUGGUAAUGGCCGUGACAGGCUGAUACCCAGGAUGCAUUGCGUUUUGAGGCUGGUCUGCUAGAGCUAAGAUGACCGACUUUGAGGAACCGCUCUCCGACGAGGAGAAGGUCCGCAUAGCAGCAAACUUUGUUACCCAUGCUCCACCUGGCGAGUUCAACGAAGUGUUCAAUGAUGUGCGGCUUUUACUCAACAAUGACAACCUCCUCAGGGAGGGGGCAGCUCAUGCCUUUGCCCAGUAUAACAUGGAUCAAUUUACCCCUGUAAAACUGGAAAAUUCGGAGGAGUCGGUUCUGAUUACGGAGCAUGGGGAUUUGGGUCAGGGACGCUUCUUUGACCCACGGAGCCGCAAGUCCUUCCGUUUUGAUCACCUGCGUAAGGAGGCCAGUGAUCCGCAACCUUACCAGGGUGAGACCUCCCUGCACUCCUGGAGGGACGCCUGUGACGCUGCACUUAGUGCCUACGUCAAGGAGCAUUACCCUACUGGAGUGUGCACGGUAUAUGGAAAAACAGUGGACGGUCAGAAGACCAUUAUUGCCUGCAUCGAGGGACAUCAGUUUCAGCCUAAAAACUUCUGGAAUGGGCGCUGCAGAUCAGAAUGGAAGUUCACCAUCAACCAGCCUUCCUCUCAGGUGGUGGGGGUGCUGAAAAUCCAGGUUCAUUAUUAUGAGGAUGGCAACGUGCAGUUGGUUAGUCAUAAAGAGGUGGAAGAGUCCAUCAUAGUCACUGAUGAAGAGACGACUGCCAAGGAAUUUGUAAAAAUCAUUGAAAAUGCAGAGAAUGAUUACCAGACGGCCAUCAGCGAGAACUACCAGACAAUGUCGGACACAACCUUCAAAGCUCUGCGCAGGCAGCUCCCCGUCACCCGCACCAAGAUCGACUGGAACAAGAUUCUCAGCUACAAGAUCGGCAAAGAGAUGCAGAAUGCCUAGAACGUGGCUGGUUCCAGCUCUCUUCCUCUCUCGACACAGAACCGGUCAAAAAGAAAACCACAUGCUGUUCGCUAAUCAGAGGGAGACCCCCCCGCCCCCCCCUAUCCUGAAAGAGAAAAAAAAAAACAACCAAAAAAAAAAAACAAAAGUCAAGGAACUUGCUCUAUCAAUGUUACUAAGAGGAUGUGAUUCCAUUCAAUUUCGGGUUUGUUAAAGGACUCAGCUAAUGAAGGAGGGUCGGACAUGAGUUUAGAGGGAGUCUGGAUCUAAAUUACUGGCAAAUCCGAUGCCAUUAUUUCAUUUAUGUGAAUUCAUCUGACCCGUCUAUCAAAUUCUUUUGAAAGGGUGUACAGUGUAGGUUUUUUUUUUUUUUUUUUUUGGUGUCGUGAGCUGCAAUGGUUUGGAAUGUUUGUGAGUAUGGUUUAAUUGUCCUAAAGAGAAGCAGAGAACUGCUGUCUGUCUCGCUCAGUAACUACUGACUGCAGUACAACACUCAGAACAAACCUCCUCCUCUUUCAGUGUCAGCGUGUGUAAGGAGGGAGGGCUUGUGUCUGAGUGUUGGAAUCGGUCUUUGUCUUAAUGCCUCACUCUUAGUACCUCCCUUCUGUAACUUAAACCCUCCCAGAAAAAGAAGACAUUCAAAAUAUGUUAUGGAUUCCUGAAUUAAUAAAAGAAAAGAAAUCAGUAGUCCUCUUUCCCAUGGCAGAGAAAUCACGGUUAACCCUGAGUUACAUAUUUAUACAUACAGAUGUUAUAUUUUACUAAACAGUCCUUAAAACCCACGCUAGCAUUCUUUUGUUGUAGGCAUCCUGUGUGCUUUGGGGUGUCCAGAAUUGAGUCUUACAUUGCAAACAGCAAAUCGGAGUUGUUCUAUGCACUCUACUGUCCUGGAGCGGAAGGGAGCAUCAUCAGUGUUGCUGUCGCAUGUUCAUGUCAUGGUACUGUUCGGUGCUUCACCACUGUAAAAUUCACCCUGAUCACAGAAGCAUUGUCAUACUGUAUAAUAUCACUCUCAUGUCACCUCUUUGUCUCUCUCUGUCCUGUAACAAAGCUCUUAUGCUGAUUUUAGCAAAGUCUAUGCUACACUCACAGGUAAUAAAGAAUUGGCACCAAGCUGA